Messenger RNA from Wasmannia auropunctata (little fire ant), 631 nucleotides. Its product is annotated as catalase-like. Gene Ontology annotation, molecular function: heme binding; catalase activity. The record is from RefSeq and is a predicted model, not a curated record. Lineage: Eukaryota; Metazoa; Arthropoda; Insecta; Hymenoptera; Formicidae. Bases 66 to 455 code for a protein of 129 amino acids. Gene Ontology annotation, cellular component: peroxisome; mitochondrion; cytoplasm. Gene Ontology annotation, biological process: hydrogen peroxide catabolic process; response to hydrogen peroxide. The transcript has a single exon.
UUUAUUAAUUAUUAUGUAACUUUCUCGAUUAAUACAAUAUUCUGAUUUUAUAGGCGAUUUCCGCGAUGCAUUAUCAACGGGAUGGUUUCAUGCCGGUCAACAAUCACGGCGGCGCACCGAAUUAUUAUCCGAACAGCUUCAGCGGACCGAAGGAAUGUCCGGCCGUUCGCUCGCCGCCGUUCCCCGCGAGCGGUGACGUGGACCGUUACGAUCCCGUAGACGAGGACGACUUCGGUCAAGCUUCGACCUUCUGGAAUAAGACUCUCGACGAGGCAGCUAGGGAGAGACUGGUGCAGAAUAUGGUCGGAAGUCUACGCAACGCCUCGACAUUCAUCGUCGAGCGAGCUGUGCGAAACUUCGCUCGGGUGGACGUCGACCUCGCUCAGAGAUUGACGGACGGCUUGCGCAGAUGCGGAAUGAACAUUAACUACUUGGGAAAAUCGGCCAAUCUGUGAAGAGGAUAUAAUUGUCUCUUUCUCUUUCAUUUUGUACCAUUUAUACGUACCCUACUAUCGAAUACGUAACAAAAAUGUUAAAUAAUAACGAUAUGUUAAUUACGAUAUGUAACACUUUGUAUUAAUCGAAAACGUCAGAAAGAAUUUCUGCAACGCCGUACGUUGCUUUCAAACAA